AUGGCCACUCAUCAUGAAAUCAAUCCAAACAUACACAACUCCAUUACUCCUCCUCAACCCCCCACCUCUAACGCCGCCAACCUCGAGUGCAACGCCGCCGCCGCGCCGAGCGGCGAGGGCGGCGGAAAGAGAGGCGGCGGGAAGGGGAGAGGCGGGCCGGAUAAUAGUAAGUUUAAGUAUAGAGGCGUGAGGCAGCGGAGUUGGGGGAAAUGGGUGGCGGAGAUCCGGGAGCCGAAGAAACGGACGAGGCGGUGGCUCGGCACUUUCGCCACGGCGGAGGACGCCGCCCGAGCCUACGACCGAGCCGCCAUUGUGUUGUACGGCUCCAAGGCGCAGCUCAACCUCCAACCGUCGGGACAUAGCGACGACGGUUCCUCGUCUUCCUCGCAGUCCUCGAAGCGCUCCACCGCUUACUCCACCCAAAACCUCCGUCCGAUCCUCCCAAAACCUCCCGGUUUCGGCCUCGUCCCGCCGCCUUCCGCCGCCGCAGGCGGCGGCGCGUACAUUCCGUACGCCUUCAAUCCUACCAUCCAAUACCCGCCGGAGAUUCUCCAACAAUUCUCCCUCCAACUGCCACAACCGCCACAACAACCGCCGUUCCGAAGCAGCGAAGCAAUUGUGCUCUGCAAUUCAAACCCUAACCCUAACCCUACACCAACUCCAAAUCCCAACCACCCCGAAAGCGACCCGCAAACCCAACAACAAGACGAUUUCUCAUUCUACGACGAAAUGAACUCGCUGGUGGGGUCCGUGGGCUCAAGCUUGUCACUCUCAUCAACCAUGGCGCCGGCGCCGGCGUUUGGAAGUCCGGGCUCGCCGAUGUUCUGGCCCACCGGAGAAGACGGAUUUGGCGGCUCCAGCAUCUGGGAUUACCCUAACGUCGAUCAAUACCAGCUCUUCGAUUUCAACCAAGACAACCUCGGGAAGAUCUAA
This is a messenger RNA of Ipomoea triloba (trilobed morning glory), 933 nucleotides long. RefSeq names its product ethylene-responsive transcription factor ABI4. The transcript has a single exon. The coding region runs from base 1 to 933 and encodes 310 amino acids. Gene Ontology annotation, biological process: response to stress; positive regulation of DNA-templated transcription. Gene Ontology annotation, cellular component: nucleus. The record is from RefSeq and is a predicted model, not a curated record. Gene Ontology annotation, molecular function: DNA-binding transcription factor activity; transcription cis-regulatory region binding. Lineage: Eukaryota; Viridiplantae; Streptophyta; Magnoliopsida; Solanales; Convolvulaceae.